Trachymyrmex septentrionalis is the source of this 417-nucleotide messenger RNA. RefSeq lists its product as uncharacterized. The record is from RefSeq and is a predicted model, not a curated record. Gene Ontology annotation, molecular function: nucleic acid binding. The transcript has a single exon. Gene Ontology annotation, biological process: DNA integration. Lineage: Eukaryota; Metazoa; Arthropoda; Insecta; Hymenoptera; Formicidae. Bases 1 to 417 code for a protein of 138 amino acids.
AUGUCCGAGAAACGGUUGCUGGUUGCUGAUGAAUUGCAUUCUCCGCCGAGAAGAAAUUUUCCGCAAAAACAUGUAAUAGUACACGGAUACGAUGACCUGUACCAGGCGGAUGUAGUCAAGAUGCAUCCUUAUACUCGAAUCAACAGAAGUUACCACUACAGUCUCACAGUUAUCAAUGUGCUGAGUAAGCACGUACAGGCCGUGCCGCUUAAACUCAAGAGCGGAAACGAGAUGACGCAGGCGAUCAUCACAAAGAUAAUUCGUGGUGAUGGGAGAUACCCUAAAAAUUUGCAGACUAACAGAGGAAAGGAAUUUUACAACUCGGAUGUGCAGAAACUCUUGAAAAAGCACAACGUCGAUUAUUCUACAUAUUCCGUAAUGAAAGCUCGGUCGUUGAACCGUACGGUUGAAGAAUAA